AUGUGUAUUUUGAGAUGAAAUUAUUAGAUGGAUCAUGAACAUAUUUCGUUAUGGAAAAGAAUAUUUUAUUUAUAUGUUGGUAAUAGAUGUAUUCCCUUUGGUUGCGCGGGGUCGUUCGAAACUGUCGUGGUAGGCGCAUCUUGUGGUUACUAAGGCAUUGUUUGCUGUCGAAUUUGUGUUUGUGAUUUUCAGUCAGAUAUAUUUUUAAUAUUGAUUUGAAAUUUAGUGUUUAUGGUGAGUUUUAUUAUCGGUAUUUAGUGUGUUUUAAUAUGUAUUCUGUUGUAGUGUUAAAGGAACUUUUUUUAUUUUUAUGUACAGAUGGAUUUUUUUGAUUCUUUAAACGCUCCAAGUGAGAAGCCUGUGUACAUGAAGAACACUGAAUUGCCAUUAUUUGUUCCCAUUAAAAUGAUGUCCAUUGAACCUGCAACUACUGUUGUUGGUUUAAGUAUCAAAGUGGAAGGUAUAUUGGGGAAGAGCAGGAUUUUCUUCUAUCUCAAUAAAGAAGAUUACAAAAAAAUGGUUGAGAAUGAUGGCGCUGCAAAGUUGACAACUCUCAUUAAUAGUAAUCAAAAUCCCUAUUGUUUCUGUGUUAAGAAACGCAGUGGUUUUGGAAUGGUGUUUAUUCCUUUUGAUCUUGAGUUAAUUGUUACUGCUCGUAACGAAGAAAGAGUGAGAAUGAGCCAGAUUCCAGCAGUCGUUCGAUCAGAAAUUGAUUUUGAAGGUCUUGCAAAGUCAUCAAUUGUUCUCGAACCUUAAGAUUGGUGUUAUUAUUAUGUGGUUUUUUGCCUAUCUGAAAAGUCAUUUUUUUGUUUGCAUGGUGUACUCUUUUGAAAAAGAAAAGAAUAAUAAAUUGUUUAUUUAAAUAUCAUUUUUAUGUUUUGUUGUGAUUCAUUAAAAACACCUUGAACUCUCAUAACCUAAUCUGCUUAGUAUAUGGAUGGCGCCAUGACAGUUUAUUUGUUUUGA
Molecule: messenger RNA, 966 nt
Organism: Frankliniella occidentalis (western flower thrips)
Lineage: Eukaryota; Metazoa; Arthropoda; Insecta; Thysanoptera; Thripidae
Exons: 3
Coding region: 319-756 (145 amino acids)
Source: RefSeq, a predicted model, not a curated record